AUGAAGUGGGAACUGCAGGCAAGGGGGGACCAGGCAGCAUGGAGGUGGGGAAAGGAUGGUAGCCAGGGAGGGAAAGGAGGGCAAGAAGUGGGAGGAAGGAAGACAUGCAGCGAGGGGAAAGGAGACCAGACAGUGGGGGAAAAAGGUAACCAAGUGGUGGGGAAAGGAUACCAGACAGUGGGGGAAAAAGGUAACCAAGUGGUGGGGAAAGGAUACCAGACAGUGGGGGAAAAAGGUAACCAAGUGGUGGGGAAAGGAGACCAGACAGUGGGGGAAAAAGGUAACCAAGUGGUGGGGAAAGGAGACCAGACAGUGGGGGAAAAAGGUAACCAAGUGGUGGGGAAAGGAUACCAGACAGUGGGGGAAAAAGGUAACCAAGUGGUGGGGAAAGGAGACCAGACAGUGGGGGAAAAAGGUAACCAAGUGGUGGGGAAAGGAUACCAGACAGUGGGGGAAAAAGGUAACCAAGUGGUGGGGAAAGGAGACCAGACAGUGGGGGAAAAAGGUAACCAAGUGGUGGGGAAAGGAGACCAGACAGUGGGGGAAAAAGGUAACCAAGUGGUGGGGAAAGGAGACCAGACAGUGGGGGAAAAAGGUAACCAAGUGGUGGGGAAAGGAGACCAGACAGUGGGGGAAAAAGGUAACCAAGUGGUGGGGAAAGGAGACCAGACAGUGGGGGAAAAAGGUAACCAAGUGGUGGGGAAAGGAUACCAGACAGUGGGGGAAAAAGGUAACCAAGUGGUGGGGAAAGGAGACCAGACAGUGGGGGAAAAAGGUAACCAAGUGGUGGGGAAAGGAGACCAGACAGUGGGGGAAAAAGGUAACCAAGUGGUGGGGAAAGGAUACCAGACAGUGGGGGAAAAAGGUAACCAAGUGGUGGGGAAAGGAGACCAGACAGUGGGGGAAAAAGGUAACCAAGUGGUGGGGAAAGGAUACCAGACAGUGGGGGAAAAAGGUAACCAAGUGGUGGGGAAAGGAGACCAGACAGUGGGGGAAAAAGGUAACCAAGUGGUGGGGAAAGGAGACCAGACAGUGGGGGAAAAAGGUAACCAAGUGGUGGGGAAAGGAGACCAGACAGUGGGGGAAAAAGGUAACCAAGUGGUGGGGAAAGGAUACCAGACAGUGGGGGAAAAAGGUAACCAAGUGGUGGGGAAAGGAGACCAGACAGUGGGGGAAAAAGGUAACCAAGUGGUGGGGAAAGGAGACCAGACAGUGGGGGAAAAAGGUAACCAAGUGGUGGGGAAAGGAUACCAGACAGUGGGGGAAAAAGGUAACCAAGUGGUGGGGAAAGGAGACCAGACAGUGGGGGAAAAAGGUAACCAAGUGGUGGGGAAAGGAGACCAGACAGUGGGGGAAAAAGGUAACCAAGUGGUGGGGAAAGGAGACCAGACAGUGGGGGAAAAAGGUAACCAAGUGGUGGGGAAAGGAGACCAGACAGUGGGGGAAAAAGGUAACCAAGUGGUGGGGAAAGGAGACCAGACAGUGGGGGAAAAAGGUAACCAAGUGGUGGGGAAAGGAGACCAGACAGUGGGGGAAAAAGGUAACCAAGUGGUGGGGAAAGGAGACCAGACAGUGGGGGAAAAAGGUAACCAAGUGGUGGGGAAAGGAUACCAGACAGUGGGGGAAAAAGGUAACCAAGUGGUGGGGAAAGGAUACCAGACAGUGGGGGAAAAAGGUAACCAAGUGGUGGGGAAAGGAGACCAGACAGUGGGGGAAAAAGGUAACCAAGUGGUGGGGAAAGGAUACCAGACAGUGGGGGAAAAAGGUAACCAAGUGGUGGGGAAAGGAGACCAGACAGUGGGGGAAAAAGACAGUGGGGGAAAAGGUAACCAAGUGGUGGGGAAAGGAGACCAGACAGUGGGGGAAAAAGGUAACCAAGUGGUGGGGAAAGGAGACCAGACAGUGGGGGAAAAAGGUAACCAAGUGGUGGGGAAAGGAGACCAGACAGUGGGGGAAAAAGGUAACCAAGUGGUGGGGAAAGGAGACCAGACAGUGGGGGAAAAAGGUAACCAAGUGGUGGGGAAAGGAUACCAGACAGUGGGGGAAAAAGGUAACCAAGUGGUGGGGAAAGGAGACCAGACAGUGGGGGAAAAAGGUAACCAAGUGGUGGGGAAAGGAGACCAGACAGUGGGGGAAAAAGGUAACCAAGUGGUGGGGAAAGGAGACCAGACAGUGGGGGAAAAAGGUAACCAAGUGGUGGGGAAAGGAGACCAGACAGUGGGGGAAAAAGGUAACCAAGUGGUGGGGAAAGGAGACCAGACAGUGGGGGAAAAAGGUAACCAAGUGGUGGGGAAAGGAGACCAGACAGUGGGGGAAAAAGGUAACCAAGUGGUGGGGAAAGGAUACCAGACAGUGGGGGAAAAAGGUAACCAAGUGGUGGGGAAAGGAGACCAGACAGUGGGGGAAAAAGGUAACCAAGUGGUGGGGAAAGGAGACCAGACAGUGGGGGAAAAAGGUAACCAAGUGGUGGGGAAAGGAGACCAGACAGUGGGGGAAAAAGGUAACCAAGUGGUGGGGAAAGGAGACCAGACAGUGGGGGAAAAAGGUAACCAAGUGGUGGGGAAAGGAGACCAGACAGUGGGGGAAAAAGGUAACCAAGUGGUGGGGAAAGGAUACCAGACAGUGGGGGAAAAAGGUAACCAAGUGGUGGGGAAAGGAGACCAGACAGUGGGGGAAAAAGGUAACCAAGUGGUGGGGAAAGGAGACCAGACAGUGGGGGAAAAAGGUAACCAAGUGGUGGGGAAAGGAGACCAGACAGUGGGGGAAAAAGGUAACCAAGUGGUGGGGAAAGGAGACCAGACAGUGGGGGAAAAAGGUAACCAAGUGGUGGGGAAAGGAGACCAGACAGUGGGGGAAAAAGGUAACCAAGUGGUGGGGAAAGGAGACCAGACAGUGGGGGAAAAAGGUAACCAAGUGGUGGGGAAAGGAGACCAGACAGUGGGGGAAAAAGGUAACCAAGUGGUGGGGAAAGGAGACCAGACAGUGGGGGAAAAAGGUAACCAAGUGGUGGGGAAAGGAGACCAGACAGUGGGGGAAAAAGGUAACCAAGUGGUGGGGAAAGGAGACCAGACAGUGGGGGAAAAAGGUAACCAAGUGGUGGGGAAAGGAGACCAGACAGUGGGGGAAAAAGGUAACCAAGUGGUGGGGAAAGGAGACCAGACAGUGGGGGAAAAAGGUAACCAAGUGGUGGGGAAAGGAGACCAGACAGUGGGGGAAAAAGGUAACCAAGUGGUGGGGAAAGGAGACCAGACAGUGGGGGAAAAAGGUAACCAAGUGGUGGGGAAAGGAUACCAGACAGUGGGGGAAAAAGGUAACCAAGUGGUGGGGAAAGGAGACCAGACAGUGGGGGAAAAAGGUAACCAAGUGGUGGGGAAAGGAGACCAGACAGUGGGGGAAAAAGGUAACCAAGUGGUGGGGAAAGGAGACCAGACAGUGGGGGAAAAAGGUAACCAAGUGGUGGGGAAAGGAGACCAGACAGUGGGGGAAAAAGGUAACCAAGUGGUGGGGAAAGGAGACCAGACAGUGGGGGAAAAAGGUAACCAAGUGGUGGGGAAAGGAUACCAGACAGUGGGGGAAAAAGGUAACCAAGUGGUGGGGAAAGGAGACCAGACAGUGGGGGAAAAAGGUAACCAAGUGGUGGGGAAAGGAGACCAGACAGUGGGGGAAAAAGGUAACCAAGUGGUGGGGAAAGGAGACCAGACAGUGGGGGAAAAAGGUAACCAAGUGGUGGGGAAAGGAGACCAGACAGUGGGGGAAAAAGGUAACCAAGUGGUGGGGAAAGGAGACCAGACAGUGGGGGAAAAAGGUAACCAAGUGGUGGGGAAAGGAGACCAGACAGUGGGGGAAAAAGGUAACCAAGUGGUGGGGAAAGGAGACCAGACAGUGGGGGAAAAAGGUAACCAAGUGGUGGGGAAAGGAGACCAGACAGUGGGGGAAAAAGGUAACCAAGUGGUGGGGAAAGGAGACCAGACAGUGGGGGAAAAAGGUAACCAAGUGGUGGGGAAAGGAGACCAGACAGUGGGGGAAAAAGGUAACCAAGUGGUGGGGAAAGGAGACCAGACAGUGGGGGAAAAAGGUAACCAAGUGGUGGGGAAAGGAGACCAGACAGUGGGGGAAAAAGGUAACCAAGUGGUGGGGAAAGGAGACCAGACAGUGGGGGAAAAAGGUAACCAAGUGGUGGGGAAAGGAGACCAGACAGUGGGGGAAAAAGGUAACCAAGUGGUGGGGAAAGGAGACCAGACAGUGGGGGAAAAAGGUAACCAAGUGGUGGGGAAAGGAGACCAGACAGUGGGGGAAAAAGGUAACCAAGUGGUGGGGAAAGGAGACCAGACAGUGGGGGAAAAAGGUAACCAAGUGGUGGGGAAAGGAGACCAGACAGUGGGGGAAAAAGGUAACCAAGUGGUGGGGAAAGGAGACCAGACAGUGGGGGAAAAAGGUAACCAAGUGGUGGGGAAAGGAGACCAGACAGUGGGGGAAAAAGGUAACCAAGUGGUGGGGAAAGGAGACCAGACAGUGGGGGAAAAAGGUAACCAAGUGGUGGGGAAAGGAGACCAGACAGUGGGGGAAAAAGGUAACCAAGUGGUGGGGAAAGGAGACCAGACAGUGGGGGAAAAAGGUAACCAAGUGGUGGGGAAAGGAGACCAGACAGUGGGGGAAAAAGGUAACCAAGUGGUGGGGAAAGGAGACCAGACAGUGGGGGAAAAAGGUAACCAAGUGGUGGGGAAAGGAGACCAGACAGUGGGGGAAAAAGGUAACCAAGUGGUGGGGAAAGGAGACCAGACAGUGGGGGAAAAAGGUAACCAAGUGGUGGGGAAAGGAGACCAGACAGUGGGGGAAAAAGGUAACCAAGUGGUGGGGAAAGGAGACCAGACAGUGGGGGAAAAAGGUAACCAAGUGGUGGGGAAAGGAGACCAGACAGUGGGGGAAAAAGGUAACCAAGUGGUGGGGAAAGGAGACCAGACAGUGGGGGAAAAAGGUAACCAAGUGGUGGGGAAAGGAGACCAGACAGUGGGGGAAAAAGGUAACCAAGUGGUGGGGAAAGGAGACCAGACAGUGGGGGAAAAAGGUAACCAAGUGGUGGGGAAAGGAGACCAGACAGUGGGGGAAAAAGGUAACCAAGUGGUGGGGAAAGGAGACCAGACAGUGGGGGAAAAAGGUAACCAAGUGGUGGGGAAAGGAGACCAGACAGUGGGGGAAAAAGGUAACCAAGUGGUGGGGAAAGGAGACCAGACAGUGGGGGAAAAAGGUAACCAAGUGGUGGGGAAAGGAGACCAGACAGUGGGGGAAAAAGGUAACCAAGUGGUGGGGAAAGGAGACCAGACAGUGGGGGAAAAAGGUAACCAAGUGGUGGGGAAAGGAGACCAGACAGUGGGGGAAAAAGGUAACCAAGUGGUGGGGAAAGGAGACCAGACAGUGGGGGAAAAAGGUAACCAAGUGGUGGGGAAAGGAGACCAGACAGUGGGGGAAAAAGGUAACCAAGUGGUGGGGAAAGGAGACCAGACAGUGGGGGAAAAAGGUAACCAAGUGGUGGGGAAAGGAGACCAGACAGUGGGGGAAAAAGGUAACCAAGUGGUGGGGAAAGGAGACCAGACAGUGGGGGAAAAAGGUAACCAAGUGGUGGGGAAAGGAGACCAGACAGUGGGGGAAAAAGGUAACCAAGUGGUGGGGAAAGGAGACCAGACAGUGGGGGAAAAAGGUAACCAAGUGGUGGGGAAAGGAGACCAGACAGUGGGGGAAAAAGGUAACCAAGUGGUGGGGAAAGGAGACCAGACAGUGGGGGAAAAAGGUAACCAAGUGGUGGGGAAAGGAGACCAGACAGUGGGGGAAAAAGGUAACCAAGUGGUGGGGAAAGGAGACCAGACAGUGGGGGAAAAAGGUAACCAAGUGGUGGGGAAAGGAGACCAGACAGUGGGGGAAAAAGGUAACCAAGUGGUGGGGAAAGGAGACCAGACAGUGGGGGAAAAAGGUAACCAAGUGGUGGGGAAAGGAGACCAGACAGUGGGGGAAAAAGGUAACCAAGUGGUGGGGAAAGGAGACCAGACAGUGGGGGAAAAAGGUAACCAAGUGGUGGGGAAAGGAGACCAGACAGUGGGGGAAAAAGGUAACCAAGUGGUGGGGAAAGGAGACCAGACAGUGGGGGAAAAAGGUAACCAAGUGGUGGGGAAAGGAGACCAGACAGUGGGGGAAAAAGGUAACCAAGUGGUGGGGAAAGGAGACCAGACAGUGGGGGAAAAAGGUAACCAAGUGGUGGGGAAAGGAGACCAGACAGUGGGGGAAAAAGGUAACCAAGUGGUGGGGAAAGGAGACCAGACAGUGGGGGAAAAAGGUAACCAAGUGGUGGGGAAAGGAGACCAGACAGUGGGGGAAAAAGGUAACCAAGUGGUGGGGAAAGGAGACCAGACAGUGGGGGAAAAAGGUAACCAAGUGGUGGGGAAAGGAGACCAGACAGUGGGGGAAAAAGGUAACCAAGUGGUGGGGAAAGGAGACCAGACAGUGGGGGAAAAAGGUAACCAAGUGGUGGGGAAAGGAGACCAGACAGUGGGGGAAAAAGGUAACCAAGUGGUGGGGAAAGGAGACCAGACAGUGGGGGAAAAAGGUAACCAAGUGGUGGGGAAAGGAGACCAGACAGUGGGGGAAAAAGACAGUGGGGGAAAAGGUAACCAAGUGGUGGGGAAAGGAGACCAGACAGUGGGGGAAAAAGGUAACCAAGUGGUGGGGAAAGGAGACCAGACAGUGGGGGAAAAAGGUAACCAAGUGGUGGGGAAAGGAGACCAGACAGUGGGGGAAAAAGGUAACCAAGUGGUGGGGAAAGGAGACCAGACAGUGGGGGAAAAAGGUAACCAAGUGGUGGGGAAAGGAGACCAGACAGUGGGGGAAAAAGGUAACCAAGUGGUGGGGAAAGGAGACCAGACAGUGGGGGAAAAAGGUAACCAAGUGGUGGGGAAAGGAGACCAGACAGUGGGGGAAAAAGGUAACCAAGUGGUGGGGAAAGGAGACCAGACAGUGGGGGAAAAAGGUAACCAAGUGGUGGGGAAAGGAGACCAGACAGUGGGGGAAAAAGGUAACCAAGUGGUGGGGAAAGGAGACCAGACAGUGGGGGAAAAAGGUAACCAAGUGGUGGGGAAAGGAGACCAGACAGUGGGGGAAAAAGGUAACCAAGUGGUGGGGAAAGGAGACCAGACAGUGGGGGAAAAAGGUAACCAAGUGGUGGGGAAAGGAGACCAGACAGUGGGGGAAAAAGGUAACCAAGUGGUGGGGAAAGGAGACCAGACAGUGGGGGAAAAAGGUAACCAAGUGGUGGGGAAAGGAGACCAGACAGUGGGGGAAAAAGGUAACCAAGUGGUGGGGAAAGGAGACCAGACAGUGGGGGAAAAAGGUAACCAAGUGGUGGGGAAAGGAGACCAGACAGUGGGGGAAAAAGGUAACCAAGUGGUGGGGAAAGGAGACCAGACAGUGGGGGAAAAAGGUAACCAAGUGGUGGGGAAAGGAGACCAGACAGUGGGGGAAAAAGGUAACCAAGUGGUGGGGAAAGGAGACCAGACAGUGGGGGAAAAAGGUAACCAAGUGGUGGGGAAAGGAGACCAGACAGUGGGGGAAAAAGGUAACCAAGUGGUGGGGAAAGGAGACCAGACAGUGGGGGAAAAAGGUAACCAAGUGGUGGGGAAAGGAGACCAGACAGUGGGGGAAAAAGGUAACCAAGUGGUGGGGAAAGGAGACCAGACAGUGGGGGAAAAAGGUAACCAAGUGGUGGGGAAAGGAGACCAGACAGUGGGGGAAAAAGGUAACCAAGUGGUGGGGAAAGGAGACCAGACAGUGGGGGAAAAAGGUAACCAAGUGGUGGGGAAAGGAGACCAGACAGUGGGGGAAAAAGGUAACCAAGUGGUGGGGAAAGGAGACCAGACAGUGGGGGAAAAAGGUAACCAAGUGGUGGGGAAAGGAGACCAGACAGUGGGGGAAAAAGGUAACCAAGUGGUGGGGAAAGGAGACCAGACAGUGGGGGAAAAAGGUAACCAAGUGGUGGGGAAAGGAGACCAGACAGUGGGGGAAAAAGGUAACCAAGUGGUGGGGAAAGGAGACCAGACAGUGGGGGAAAAAGGUAACCAAGUGGUGGGGAAAGGAGACCAGACAGUGGGGGAAAAAGGUAACCAAGUGGUGGGGAAAGGAGACCAGACAGUGGGGGAAAAAGGUAACCAAGUGGUGGGGAAAGGAGACCAGACAGUGGGGGAAAAAGGUAACCAAGUGGUGGGGAAAGGAGACCAGACAGUGGGGGAAAAAGGUAACCAAGUGGUGGGGAAAGGAGACCAGACAGUGGGGGAAAAAGGUAACCAAGUGGUGGGGAAAGGAGACCAGACAGUGGGGGAAAAAGGUAACCAAGUGGUGGGGAAAGGAGACCAGACAGUGGGGGAAAAAGGUAACCAAGUGGUGGGGAAAGGAGACCAGACAGUGGGGGAAAAAGGUAACCAAGUGGUGGGGAAAGGAGACCAGACAGUGGGGGAAAAAGGUAACCAAGUGGUGGGGAAAGGAGACCAGACAGUGGGGGAAAAAGGUAACCAAGUGGUGGGGAAAGGAGACCAGACAGUGGGGGAAAAAGGUAACCAAGUGGUGGGGAAAGGAGACCAGACAGUGGGGGAAAAAGGUAACCAAGUGGUGGGGAAAGGAGACCAGACAGUGGGGGAAAAAGUGGGGGAAAAAGGUAACCAAGUGGUGGGGAAAGGAGACCAGACAGUGGGGGAAAAAGGUAACCAAGUGGUGGGGAAAGGAGACCAGACAGUGGGGGAAAAAGGUAACCAAGUGGUGGGGAAAGGAGACCAGACAGUGGGGGAAAAAGGUAACCAAGUGGUGGGGAAAGGAGACCAGACAGUGGGGGAAAAAGGUAACCAAGUGGUGGGGAAAGGAGACCAGACAGUGGGGGAAAAAGGUAACCAAGUGGUGGGGAAAGGAGACCAGACAGUGGGGGAAAAAGGUAACCAAGUGGUGGGGAAAGGAGACCAGACAGUGGGGGAAAAAGGUAACCAAGUGGUGGGGAAAGGAGACCAGACAGUGGGGGAAAAAGGUAACCAAGUGGUGGGGAAAGGAGACCAGACAGUGGGGGAAAAAGGUAACCAAGUGGUGGGGAAAGGAGACCAGACAGUGGGGGAAAAAGGUAACCAAGUGGUGGGGAAAGGAUACCAGACAGUGGGGGAAAAAGGUAACCAAGUGGUGGGGAAAGGAGACCAGACAGUGGGGGAAAAAGGUAACCAAGUGGUGGGGAAAGGAGACCAGACAGUGGGGGAAAAAGGUAACCAAGUGGUGGGGAAAGGAGACCAGACAGUGGGGGAAAAAGGUAACCAAGUGGUGGGGAAAGGAGACCAGACAGUGGGGGAAAAAGGUAACCAAGUGGUGGGGAAAGGAUACCAGACAGUGGGGGAAAAAGGUAACCAAGUGGUGGGGAAAGGAUACCAGACAGUGGGGGAAAAAGGUAACCAAGUGGUGGGGAAAGGAGACCAGACAGUGGGGGAAAAAGGUAACCAAGUGGUGGGGAAAGGAGACCAGACAGUGGGGGAAAAAGGUAACCAAGUGGUGGGGAAAGGAGACCAGACAGUGGGGGAAAAAGGUAACCAAGUGGUGGGGAAAGGAGACCAGACAGUGGGGGAAAAAGGUAACCAAGUGGUGGGGAAAGGAUACCAGACAGUGGGGGAAAAAGGUAACCAAGUGGUGGGGAAAGGAGACCAGACAGUGGGGGAAAAAGGUAACCAAGUGGUGGGGAAAGGAGACCAGACAGUGGGGGAAAAAGGUAACCAAGUGGUGGGGAAAGGAGACCAGACAGUGGGGGAAAAAGGUAACCAAGUGGUGGGGAAAGGAGACCAGACAGUGGGGGAAAAAGGUAACCAAGUGGUGGGGAAAGGAGACCAGACAGUGGGGGAAAAAGGUAACCAAGUGGUGGGGAAAGGAUACCAGACAGUGGGGGAAAAAGGUAACCAAGUGGUGGGGAAAGGAGACCAGACAGUGGGGGAAAAAGGUAACCAAGUGGUGGGGAAAGGAGACCAGACAGUGGGGGAAAAAGGUAACCAAGUGGUGGGGAAAGGAGACCAGACAGUGGGGGAAAAAGGUAACCAAGUGGUGGGGAAAGGAUACCAGACAGUGGGGGAAAAAGGUAACCAAGUGGUGGGGAAAGGAGACCAGACAGUGGGGGAAAAAGGUAACCAAGUGGUGGGGAAAGGAGACCAGACAGUGGGGGAAAAAGGUAACCAAGUGGUGGGGAAAGGAGACCAGACAGUGGGGGAAAAAGGUAACCAAGUGGUGGGGAAAGGAGACCAGACAGUGGGGGAAAAAGGUAACCAAGUGGUGGGGAAAGGAGACCAGACAGUGGGGGAAAAAGGUAACCAAGUGGUGGGGAAAGGAGACCAGACAGUGGGGGAAAAAGGUAACCAAGUGGUGGGGAAAGGAGACCAGACAGUGGGGGAAAAAGGUAACCAAGUGGUGGGGAAAGGAGACCAGACAGUGGGGGAAAAAGGUAACCAAGUGGUGGGGAAAGGAGACCAGACAGUGGGGGAAAAAGGUAACCAAGUGGUGGGGAAAGGAGACCAGACAGUGGGGGAAAAAGGUAACCAAGUGGUGGGGAAAGGAGACCAGACAGUGGGGGAAAAAGGUAACCAAGUGGUGGGGAAAGGAGACCAGACAGUGGGGGAAAAAGGUAACCAAGUGGUGGGGAAAGGAGACCAGACAGUGGGGGAAAAAGGUAACCAAGUGGUGGGGAAAGGAGACCAGACAGUGGGGGAAAAAGGUAACCAAGUGGUGGGGAAAGGAGACCAGACAGUGGGGGAAAAAGGUAACCAAGUGGUGGGGAAAGGAUACCAGACAGUGGGGGAAAAAGGUAACCAAGUGGUGGGGAAAGGAGACCAGACAGUGGGGGAAAAAGGUAACCAAGUGGUGGGGAAAGGAGACCAGACAGUGGGGGAAAAAGGUAACCAAGUGGUGGGGAAAGGAGACCAGACAGUGGGGGAAAAAGGUAACCAAGUGGUGGGGAAAGGAGACCAGACAGUGGGGGAAAAAGGUAACCAAGUGGUGGGGAAAGGAGACCAGACAGUGGGGGAAAAAGGUAACCAAGUGGUGGGGAAAGGAGACCAGACAGUGGGGGAAAAAGGUAACCAAGUGGUGGGGAAAGGAUACCAGACAGUGGGGGAAAAAGGUAACCAAGUGGUGGGGAAAGGAGACCAGACAGUGGGGGAAAAAGGUAACCAAGUGGUGGGGAAAGGAGACCAGACAGUGGGGGAAAAAGGUAACCAAGUGGUGGGGAAAGGAGACCAGACAGUGGGGGAAAAAGGUAACCAAGUGGUGGGGAAAGGAGACCAGACAGUGGGGGAAAAAGGUAACCAAGUGGUGGGGAAAGGAGACCAGACAGUGGGGGAAAAAGGUAACCAAGUGGUGGGGAAAGGAGACCAGACAGUGGGGGAAAAAGGUAACCAAGUGGUGGGGAAAGGAGACCAGACAGUGGGGGAAAAAGGUAACCAAGUGGUGGGGAAAGGAGACCAGACAGUGGGGGAAAAAGGUAACCAAGUGGUGGGGAAAGGAGACCAGACAGUGGGGGAAAAAGGUAACCAAGUGGUGGGGAAAGGAGACCAGACAGUGGGGGAAAAAGGUAACCAAGUGGUGGGGAAAGGAGACCAGACAGUGGGGGAAAAAGGUAACCAAGUGGUGGGGAAAGGAGACCAGACAGUGGGGGAAAAAGGUAACCAAGUGGUGGGGAAAGGAGACCAGACAGUGGGGGAAAAAGGUAACCAAGUGGUGGGGAAAGGAGACCAGACAGUGGGGGAAAAAGGUAACCAAGUGGUGGGGAAAGGAUACCAGACAGUGGGGGAAAAGGUAACCAAGUGGUGGGGAAAGGAGACCAGACAGUGGGGGAAAAAGGUAACCAAGUGGUGGGGAAAGGAUACCAGACAGUGGGGGAAAAAGGUAACCAAGUGGUGGGGAAAGGAUACCAGACAGUGGGGGAAAAAGGUAACCAAGUGGUGGGGAAAGGAGACCAGACAGUGGGGGAAAAAGGUAACCAAGUGGUGGGGAAAGGAGACCAGACAGUGGGGGAAAAGGUAA
Messenger RNA from Closterium sp. Naga37s-1, 12069 nucleotides. NCBI's taxonomy places the organism in Eukaryota, Viridiplantae, Streptophyta, Zygnematophyceae, Desmidiales, Closteriaceae. The record is from the annotation of a GenBank genome assembly.